Molecule: messenger RNA, 948 nt
Organism: Venustampulla echinocandica
Lineage: Eukaryota; Fungi; Ascomycota; Leotiomycetes; Helotiales; Pleuroascaceae
Exons: 4
Coding region: 1-948 (315 amino acids)
Cellular component (GO): membrane
Source: RefSeq, a predicted model, not a curated record
AUGGAUGAGGCUCUGUUUUUCGCAAGCGCAAUUCCUCGCUCAGAGCCUCAAGAGGUCAUCGACGCAGCGGCCCUCUCGUUUGGGCCGCCCCCAUCUGGCCACUUGGCCGAGACACGGUCACAGCAUCGAACGAGUCCGGCAACCAGCAUAAGGCCGAGCCACCAUUUGGCACUGCCCACCCCAAUCUUUGCUUUGAGAAUCGUCCAGCUAGUCACCGCUGUCGCCAUCCUCGGUCUAGCUGCCUAUGGCAUUACAUUCAUUGCAUUCGAUGGGAUCGCCCUUACGCUUUUCACGGCCAUCGCCACUAUGAUCAUCACAGUCUACGUUAUUGUCUCCAGCACUGGCCUCCCCGCCGCCUACAACUACUGGGCUAUCAUUGGCCUGGAUAUCUUUGCCAUUAUCUUCUGGAUCAUCUCCUUUUCUGUAACUGCCGCGCAAAUCUCCGCCUACACAUGGUAUUACUCCUCGAGUUAUUCGUGCACCUACUACUAUGGAUACUGCGUCAAGAAGCGGGAGCUUGCAACCCGUGCCACGACUGAUGUUUAUACUUACCGAAAUGCGAUGGCCGCGGCUGCUGGUCUAGGAGGGCUGGAAUUCAUUCUUUUCAUCAUCACCCUCGUCUUCACCGCCGUCUAUCUUAACAAACACCGCAAGGCUGGUGGUCACUGCGUGCCUGCUCGCGCUGGCCAAACUGCCCCUGCCCCCGGUGCUGCUCCAGCUCCAGCUGCAACUGGCCCCCCACCUGCUGUUUACACGGAGGCAAAGCCGCCAGCAGUUGUCGAAUAUCAACAAUAUCCCCCACAACAGCAAUAUCCCCCACAGCAGCCUCAACAACCUCAGCAACCGGUUUAUCAACAGCCCCAGCAGCCACAACCACCAUACACCCCACCACCCCAACAACAGGCCUACCAAGCCCCUCCACCACAGACCCAUCAGCUUCCAGUGUAA